GAAAAGAUCUUUUCUUUUUAGACUUAUAAGCUCGUCUAAUGUUAGUCACAUACCAUAUAUUGUUUGCUAAAGAAAGGGAAGAAGGAAACGUUGGUAUCUUCAUAAGAUCUUUGCCUGUAUUACGAUGAAUCUUUCCUGCUUAAUAUUCUAUUCACAAGCUCGCGUGUUUUGUUCGAAUUUAAGUGUUCCUAAGAAGCAAGAAAAAAUUCCGCGUUUAGAAUGCGCACAUUCGAAAGACGUGCCCGUCUUUACAUUCAAUUCAUUAGGAGGGAAAAUGGUGGGGAUAAGCGGGGACGUCGGGUAUUGCCGAUAGACGGCGUAUGGCGGAGCAGUUCAUUUCUGUAAUGGCCGCUGUCUGGCGUUGUCGGUGAAUCGGUCUCUUUUGUAGUCUCGCAAACGAAAUAUCGCAUAGCAUCGUUAUUUAGGAAAAUUCAGUGCGCGGCAAUCCACGUGACGAGAGGUGCGGUGUUCACUGGUGCAUAGUGCGUACUGUGAUGUAUAUGUUGUGACUUCGGAACAGACGAUCUGUCGAGAAAAUUCAAAUCGGAUGUGCACUGGUGUCCCACUGUUUACUCGGCUCAUCGACCGUUCACGGUUCUAGAUUGCGAAAAUAUCGUACUAGUAAUAAGAAGAUCGUGAUCGCACGAUAUGCAAUCGAGUAUCGUGGGCUUGGGUCGCGUCAUUUCGGAGUCGCAAGGUUCCAUUGAGCGAAGGUUCAUUCUCGGACAGUAAACAAAAGUGACAGCGUGCAGAUGCCGUUCGGUCAUGCCUCCCGUCUCGUCUGUAUCUGUCGAUAGUAUUUGACGUGCUGUUCUUCGCGAGCCCGAAUUCUCUCACGUAGUUCAAGGUCUUCUAAAAUCAACCUAACACCACGCUGCCAACAGGCCCAGCGAAUUUCACGCCACUUUCGAGAUCGAAUGUAUCCCGAGCGCGUUUGUCACUGACAGUAACACCGACCGCGCUUUUCUCAGUUAUCGCUCGCGUUGUCGUGUUUUUUUCAAGGACUCGUCCCGUAAUUUCUGACUCGAAAAAAUUAACAUCUUCGUAAGACUUAAAGCAAGAGAAACAGUGGACGCAUCGUUUUCACUCCCGCAGAAACGGAAAGAGGUUAGCGUAUUGACCAGUCUUGCGGGAUGCAGAUUUCUUCCAGAAUAGCCAAAAUCUCCUCCCCAUGUUUCGAGGACGCUCGAAAAGGAGAGAGAUGUGCCAAGUUUCGCCGCUGCGGAUAUUCCACGUGCUUCUCGAGUUCAUCGACGUUGACUGGUUGCCGCACUGCGUCCCCUGCUAGGAUCAUGUCCUAGUCCACUGUGAUUCCUCGAUACGCGUGAUCCCACUGCCAAAAGAGAGAGAGACGAGCGUAGCAUACCGAAGUUUAAAUCUGAUCCUGACAUGUCGGGCUACCGCUUCAAGGACGUAGCUCGUUGUCGCCUCGAGAGUCUUCCCGAUCGAGAAUCGACGACCUCGUUCGUUUGAACGGCGAAUCAAGAGACGUUGUCACGUCCACCGACAAGACUGAUAAUCUGUGUAAUGCAGCGCGCAAAGGCGACGACCUUCCGUCCCGAUUCAAGCUGCUCAAUCUUUUCACAAUAACGGCGAAAAUGUUCGGCAAGGUGCCACCGUCGAACACACCUGGACCGCCGUCGAACGAUGCAACGUUGGUCAAGUCGUGCGCCAGACCCAGUGGAACCGCGUGUUUGCCGUGUUUCUCGGUCGACGAGACGCCAGCCGCCCUCACCGAGGAAAAGUCGAAACCUUGGAGGCCGAAAGACCAUUGUAUGCCCGUAGUUUCCGAGGCACCCUCUACGGGAACGGAGGACAAGCAGAAGCUCUGGAGAUCGAAGGAAAACUGUAACCCCUCCGUCAUUUUCGAUCCACCUUGUAUCACCGAUGACAACUCGAAACCGAAGAGAGCGAAGGAAGGAUCGUGCUCUCUGAACGAGUAUCCGACUGCCACGGACGACAAGACUAAAUCGUGGAGAUCUAAGGAGAAUUGCAACGUUAGCGUGGUACCUGACGUAGCUACCUUGAUCGAGGACAAAUCGAAAGUAAGGAGAUGCAAGGAUGAUCGGUGUACGUCCUCCGAGUGUCUCGACGAUAAAAAACUUAGAAGGUCAACGAAGGAGUCGAGCGGUUCGUUGACGGCGGAGCCAGUUUCCAUCGACGAUAAAUCUAACGUAUGGAGAAUCUCGAAAGACUCGAAUAACACGGCGAGUGUCGAUCUAUAUGGUGGUUCGCAAACUCCUAGCUCCGCGUCUAAUUUUUCCCAAACGUCGAUCUCGUUCGUCGAGGUGAACAGACCUAGCAGGACCGAGUCGACUGGCUGCUCGGUCGCGAAGAACUCCUGCUCCAAAUACUCGGCCAAGGAGAUUUCUGGCCACGGAAGAAGUCACACGGUGGCGAAGGCGACGAGCGUCGCGUCAAACUUGCCCACUCACAAGUGCACGUCCAACUCAAAUUGUACGAGCUACGGGAAAUCUUCGAGUUGCGCGUCCACCAGUGCCACGAAAUCGCAGAGGGUGUUUGGUUCCACCAGUCUGAGCAGUUCGAACGUCGACUCCGGCUCGAGAGACUCGUUGAAAUUGGCAAAAAAGCAGGUCGGUCCGAACCGCGAUUUUCUCGCUGGUAAAGAGCAACAUUUACCCGGAGGAAAGUCUAUUUCCAGAGAGACGCAGAGGAGCGUCGCGCAGGCUGCACCAUUGGCGGCAAACAAACAAUCUACCGCGAAGCCUUCGGAUGCAGGACACACGGUGUCGAACGGAAAAUGUCGACCCGUCUCGGAGUCUAACAGCGAGUUAGGUGACUCACCGAUAGACUUCACCGCGAUUUCUGUGAUUCAGUCGACCGAUGAAUCUUGCCAGAAGUCGUCCGCGAAAUCGUACGCUGCCAACAAUGAUACGAUGGAGUUGGUGGUUUCGGCAACUUCGUCGUCGGGCACUUACGAGCAACGAAAUUACAGAGGGGACUUUACCACGUCCACACCGUCGAAGGACUGGAUGAAAUCCAACGGCGACGCGUUGCAAAGUUGCAUUUCCUGUUUGCCGCAAGAUCUUCCAACCGAACUGCAGUCUUCGCCUCGAAGUUACAAGGAACGAGAAAAGUGCCGUGAUCCAUGGCGACCCACCGAAAUGGAAAGCAAUAUUUGCAACCUGAAUGUGUGUCCUAGUGAUACGUAUCAGGAUACCGGCUCGAAAAGGAGGACAGGUGCUUCCUGUCAGGCGUUGAGGCAUGCGGUUGCCUCGUUGAACCGAUUGGAUGACUUUUAUAUGGAGAAGAUCGGUGCUGGAUUCUUUUCGGAAGUGUUCAAGGUUACCCACAAAGUGACGAGUCAGGUGAUGGUCCUGAAGAUGAACCAGCUGCCUGCGAACAGGCCAAACAUGCUGAAAGAAGUUCAACUGAUGAACAAGCUCAGCCAUCCGAACAUACUCAGGUUCAUGGGAGUCUGUGUACACGAGGGUCAACUGCACGCCCUCACAGAGUACAUAAACGGCGGUAGCUUGGAACAGUUGAUCAUGUCGAGGCACACGCCUCUACCCCAUCCGAUCAGGAUGAAUCUGGCGAGAGACGUGGCACGGGGCAUGACCUACCUCCACAGUCGUGGAGUCUUUCAUCGGGAUCUCACGUCGAAAAACGUGCUGAUCAAGAAGGACGAAAGUACGUCGGAAAUGACCGCCGUGGUGGGCGAUUUUGGGCUGGCAGCGAAGAUCCCGGAUCCCAGUUCCGGAUACAGGCUGAGCACCGUAGGCAGUCCCUAUUGGAUGUCACCGGAAUGCCUGAAGGGUCAAUGGUACGAUCACAGGUCGGACGUUUUCUCGUUCGGUAUAGUGGUCUGCGAGCUGAUCGGCCGCGUGCCGGCCGAUCCGGACGUUCUACCACGGUCAGAUAACUUUGGCCUCGAUUACCUGGCCGUGGCAGAGAUCUGCGCGGCAGCUGAUCCGCCGCCAGCCUUUCUGCAGCUUGCCUUCAAUUGUUGCACUUACGAGCCAAAAUCGAGACCGACCUUCCACGAGAUUACCUGCAGCCUGGACACGAUGAUCAGCAACUACGAGGAAGAAUCGAAGAACAACAUCGGUAAACGUCAGUCUGUGGAUCCUGCUCUCAUGUCCAGCAUGGACGAGAUCACUCGAGAAGGACGACCGACGAAGCGCAAGACCGCCCGUCUGCGGAGUCAAUCGGCGGACGCGAGAGGCUGCGACAACGCAACACCCUCCGACAAGGCUAGGUGUCAUUCCGUGAGAAGGGUAGCGGAACUGGCUAGCAGGAGGGACCCGCAUUACAGGCCUAUGACGGCGAAUCCGUUCCACGCGUUGGGUGGCGUGAAGAAAAUCCUUGGCAAUUUGUUCUCCAGCUGCUUGGAGCUUCCGUCUCUGGAGGAUGUCAGGCCAAGCGUCACAGAUGCUAUCGCCAAGUUCAAGCCCGCGCAGAACGACAGUAUCGCGAAGAUCUUGGACAGGAAGAAACCAAACUCGGAACCGAGCAGUCCGACCGCCAGGAAGAAAUGGGAGAGAAAGGUGGCUACAAAGGCGGGCGCAGCCAGCUUGUUCACUCAUCCGCUUUUCCGAGACGGAUGGGAGCCAAGAAGGCGAGGUAGCUGUGAGUCGGGUUUUUGGAGCUGCGUCGGCGAAGAUCUCAGCCCGGAGCCACCCAAUCGUCGACACACCUCCACCUUGAGCAGCUCCGCGGCAAGCAGCUUGUUUUUAUUGGACGACCAUCGAACCAGCUCGAUCUACACCGACUCGUCCGAAGAUAUAGCGAGCUUAGGAGGUGGCGACUCCUGUUGGGAGGAUAGAUUAAGCGGUAUCGGGUCUUCCAGUAAAACUAUUUCCAAGAUCGUCGAGUAUUUCGAGAGGAAGCAGGCGGGUAGCUUGCGACUUGCCGAUCACGAUGCCAGCUCUAGUAGGUUAACGUUCUUAAAAGCAAAUUUAGAGAGUCCCGUUCCAUUAUGCAGUAUCUCAGCCGCGCAGAGGUUAGUCGUUUGCGAGGGUGCGGUGCGCAGCAAAUUGCCCUUGUUUGACAAAAAGUGAUACACAUCACUCGCACGUCGUACAGUUCGUUCCUUAGGGUUUCUUGGUUUUUUACCGAUGUUUCUGGACCGCGUGAAAGCGCCUACACAGAGAAACGCUUCGACUCGAUUUGUUCCACGUGGAACAGCGACGGCUACGUCGAUGCGACAAAAAUAUCGGAAAAGAGUAGCGAUCGGAGGAAAGUAGGGUCGAACGACCUAGUCGCGCGCGAAAGAAGAGCUAGAAAGAUCGAAGAACGAUUAUAUCUUUAUUGGACUUUGCGAUCGAAGUGGUUAAAGUUGGAACAGGGUCAGUAUUAACCAGGUUCGAAUAUCUGGUUCAAGUUCAAUGAAAAUAUAGUCAAGUAGGAGUUCGGCGGACACUUCUCUAAAAUCUAGUAACCCGACUGUGAUGUUUUUUGAUAAUCUACAUACAUUAUUGACCCAUACUGCUAUGUUUGAAGCUGUCGGCGCGAGUUUCCUCUUCCGCGUGCGACGAUCGUUACAUAUUUCUCACCGCGUUAGUGCACUUUUAAAAAAAGAAAAAAAAAAAAUAAGAAACAACUUUAUACUUGAUACAAUAGCUGGUAAAUUUUAAAAGAAGGUUCUUUCACUUUACACAUGCCACAGGAUAUGUCAAUAGUAUUUUGCACGAAAAUGAAACGUUGCUUGCGUUGUAGUUUGGAAUACUUGGGAAUUUUCAAACAUCAUCAACCUAUUUUCCUCGGACAUGCGAUUUAGUAGAAUCGGAUGAAGAAGUUAACGGUUCAGAGGAUUGAAAGAAGCAAUACACGUUUCAUUUUGAGACUGCGGCAAUCCAAUGCCAGUAGAAACGCUGCUCAUGUUCUUACCUUUUUGCAGUGCCUCGCAGUUCCUAGUUAGUCACCUCCGUCCUUAUCCACGACAACCGAUUUUUUAUCAAUUAUUAACGACGAUCAUACAAAAUCGAAAUGUGAACGAACCGAUCGUAUUCGUAUCUAUGUUGAAAACGGUUUUUUAAUGCAUUACUAAUCCCAACAAUCGUCUCCUAUUACUUGAUUCGUGUUUGUACACUUUUCUUUUCGCGCCGAUAUCGAUGUUGACGUCGCUUAGCAGCGUUAUACUCUUACAUUAAAUACCAGGAUGUCGGGAUAAGCAGCGAAAACUACGGCAAUGUACAAUAGAAGGCGGUAUAUUUUCCUAUAUGAAUUCGAACAUUGAAAAUAAAAUAAACGAAACUACUUUAAUUUUAAGAGCCUUUAACAUCAGAUUUUUACGUAUAAUUUAUAAUUUAUAUUUUUGUUUUUUGUAACCAUCAUUCGUACCUGUGCUGUUAUUUUUUGCCGUAUUGCCGUCUUUUUUUGUACAGUAUCGUGUAAGUUGGUGAGGUAAAAGAAUUCGUCAGGGCCUACGCUGUGCUUAUACGAGUUUUUAAUUAAAUUUUUGAUCGAGUAAAGAAUACUUCCCCGACGCGCGACGCCACGAUGCGGUGUUUGAUCGUUGCGCGUCGUAGAUUAGUACUCAGGAUGCGAAACGAGACACAUAGUAUAUUUUGUUGACAGAGAUACCGUGUCCUGAAUAUUUUUGUUGAUAUAAAAGAAAUGGGACGAUGGUCCACCACACACUGUGAAAGAAAGGGAGGGAGAGAAAGUAUGCGCGAGAGAGAGAGAGAGAGCGAGAGAAAGAGAGCAAAUGAAACUGAUCUAGUCAGUGUAUUAUCGUCGGCGGCCUUAUCUUUUGUAUGUCGUAGCGCUAAUUACUUAAGUGUUCCAAGGAAAGCGAACAAACAGAGUACAGACGGAUGCAACACAACCUGUUCGAACAUACGAUACAUCGGUAGUCGUUGAUAAAACGCGAAACCAACGUAACGAACCAUUGGGAAUGACGUUUCAUUGAAUGUUUGCCGAAGAACACACAUGGAAUUUAGAAUGUGAAUGACGAUCUGUCGAAUGGAUGAAUGAAUGUGAAUAUUUAGAAGCGUAAGAAGUCGUACGUGCUCCUCGGCUGCCUCGAAAUCGUGUCUCUGUUAUACGGUAAAAUACUUAGUUGUGUAAUUAGAAUUUGUUGACUCGGAGCUUAGUAGGACAAGGAGACGAAUUCGAGAUGGCACGCGGAGCAUAUUAGUUUUUAGUUGCGCUCUUUUACGCAGGUACAGUAUCCUUGUAAGACUUUCGACGAUCACCGAAUUGUUUUCCAUAAUAUCAGACUUUUUUUUUAUAAUUUCCUUUAUAUCGCGAGUCAAUCGGCUUAGUCGUUUCAAGUUAUCUUCAACCUGGUAUCAUAUCACGAUUCGUUUUCUAUGAAUUUCUUUCCUUAUCCUUAUUCCAUAUCCUUGAGAGUACUGUAUGUGGGUAACAGAGGAUGAUUUGGAUAGGUACUAUACCGCGCGUCAGCGUGUAAAUCGUUUCGUCGCCCUGGUUGCGGGACGAGUCGAACCAAAUUUCUACUAGGAUAAUAGGCAACUAUACCUUUUUACUUGUCAGAGUUCGUUCACGGGUUCUACUUGAUAAGACUGCGUGUUUGUUAAAUAUGUAUGUAAGUAGUAAGUUGUCGAUAAUUCGCAGUCCCUUCUUCCUUGCCUAACGGAAUGCACUGUCGACCAGAAGCCAAGAUUUUUUUGUUUCGUCCCAUCGAGUCGAUACGAGAAUAACGUAGAACAUUUUCACAAAGCUUUUAUUUUCGAGUGUAUCGAUGAUCGACGAACGAGUCGUUUUAACCGUAGUCUUCCCAGCUAUCGAAACGAAACUCUUACGUACCUGUUAUUUUUGUAUCGAGUCGAUUAUCAUAGAACGAUGCGUUCUGUAUUGACGCGUCAAUCGGUACCUGAAGAAACAUUGAAGCAAGGACUGCGAAUGAGUUAUUUUUAAUAGUCGCGGACAUAUCAGGAGUGGGCAUAUCCUGAGAGAGUUGGUUGCUGGCGGAAGACGAUUGUCGAGAAGAAGAGAACAAUUACAUGAAUUUUGAUGAACAUUAGACGAACAGAAGCGAAAAAAAUAGGUAGAGAUUCUGUCUGCGUGCGUGUGUGAGAGAAAAAGUGAGAAAAACGAUGCUGUGAAAGUGUAACAGAGUACACGAGUAAAAGUACACCGGACUUGCAAGACCGAGAGGCGCAUUUUUCUUCUUAAAGAGGGUUAUUUAUUUUAAGUAAAAACAGAUAUAUUAUAGAUACACAUAGAAGUCCAUUUAAAUCAUCUCUUCCAUACUUUUGACUACCGUUCGCGUGAACCGCCAGGAAGGUGGAUCGCAUAGGCACCAGCUGUACAUAUUAUUACGACAAAGAGAGAGAGAGAGAGAGAGAGAGAGA
Bombus terrestris (buff-tailed bumblebee) is the source of this 8282-nucleotide messenger RNA. It is a transcript of the gene cdi, whose product is annotated as serine/threonine-protein kinase KIPK1. Gene Ontology annotation, biological process: protein phosphorylation; actin cytoskeleton organization. The transcript is spliced from 6 exons. The record is from RefSeq and is a predicted model, not a curated record. Gene Ontology annotation, cellular component: cytoplasm; nucleus. Lineage: Eukaryota; Metazoa; Arthropoda; Insecta; Hymenoptera; Apidae. Gene Ontology annotation, molecular function: ATP binding; protein serine/threonine kinase activity. Bases 1599 to 5021 code for a protein of 1140 amino acids.